Cornus florida is the source of this 5195-nucleotide messenger RNA. RefSeq names its product carbamoyl-phosphate synthase large chain, chloroplastic. Bases 343 to 3930 code for a protein of 1195 amino acids. The transcript has 3 exons. Lineage: Eukaryota; Viridiplantae; Streptophyta; Magnoliopsida; Cornales; Cornaceae. Gene Ontology annotation, biological process: L-glutamine metabolic process. Gene Ontology annotation, molecular function: ATP binding; metal ion binding. The record is from RefSeq and is a predicted model, not a curated record. Gene Ontology annotation, cellular component: cytoplasm.
GUUGGUAAAGUGUGUAUAUAAUAUAUAUAUAUGCAUAAGAUUGUGAGUUGUGAGAUGGUGGGUAUAUUCAUAACACCACUUAGUCCCACUGGCUAAGAUUGUGAGAUACUACUACAUUAUAUCAUCAUCAUCAUCAGAUUAAAGAUAGGAGCAAGACACCAUGUACUGUUGCUACUAGCCAAAGAACCCGCCACACUCAUACAGCUCCCUCAUGUUCGAAACCCUAGUCCUUGUCUUUUGGUAAACAACCUCUCUCUCUAUAUCUAUCUAUCUAUCUAUAGCUUUAUCUGUAUCACUCUGUGUCUGCUCUCUUCAUUUCUGUUGUUCUUUUGAGUGCAAAAGAUGGGUUUUUGCAUGAACCACUGUGACAAUGUCUCUGCUAGGCUUCUCACUCCCACCUCCAAACCCUAUAUCUCCAAAUCAGACCCUUUUCGCCUCUUUUUCUACUCCAACAAGCCUUCCAAAAACAGCAAUUCAUCUUCUUUCAAACUCCAUUCAUGGACGCCUCUCGUGCACUCGCCCAAAUUGCUGCGGAAUCGACCAAACUCCGUGCGAUGUGAGUCUGUUACCAACGAUGAUUCCACGAAUUGGGGAGGAUUUGGGAAGACAGCGACAGGUAAAAGAACAGAUAUAAAGAAGAUUUUGAUAUUAGGUGCAGGGCCUAUUGUUAUCGGUCAAGCCUGCGAGUUCGAUUACUCGGGGACUCAAGCUUGUAAGGCUCUCAAAGAAGAGGGAUAUGAGGUUGUUCUGAUUAAUUCGAAUCCCGCGACAAUUAUGACUGAUCCCGAAUUGGCAGAUAGGACUUAUAUUGCUCCAAUGACACCGGAGCUCGUUGAGCAAGUGCUCGAGCAGGAGAGACCCGAUGCUUUGCUGCCCACAAUGGGUGGGCAGACGGCUCUCAACCUCGCGGUGGCAUUGGCUGAGAGGGGGUCUCUGGAAAAAUUUGGUGUUGAAUUGAUUGGAGCAAAGUUUGAUGCAAUCAAGAAAGCAGAAGAUAGAGAUCUGUUCAAGCAAGCUAUGAAGAAUAUUGGGCUCAAGACACCACCUUCGGGCAUUGGGACGACUCUGGAGGAGUGUAUUGAAAUUGCGGAUUCAAUUGGGGAGUUCCCUUUGAUCAUAAGGCCUGCAUUCACGUUGGGCGGGACGGGAGGUGGGAUUGCUUAUAAUAUAGACGAAUUCGAGACUAUUUGUAAGUCGGGGCUUGCAGCUAGUGUGACAUCACAGGUUUUGGUAGAGAAGUCUUUGUUGGGAUGGAAAGAAUAUGAGCUUGAGGUUAUGAGAGACUUAGCUGAUAAUGUGGUUAUUAUAUGCUCAAUUGAGAAUAUUGACCCGAUGGGGGUCCAUACAGGGGAUUCCAUCACUGUGGCACCUGCUCAGACUUUGACAGAUAAGGAGUACCAGCGACUUAGGGAUUAUUCAAUUGCAAUUAUUAGGGAAAUCGGAGUUGAAUGUGGUGGUUCAAAUGUUCAGUUUGCCAUCAAUCCCAAAGAUGGGGAGGUUAUGGUAAUUGAGAUGAAUCCUAGAGUUUCGAGGUCUUCAGCUCUGGCUUCCAAGGCUACUGGUUUCCCAAUAGCAAAGAUGGCUGCCAAGUUAUCGGUUGGUUACACCUUGGAUCAAAUUCCUAAUGACAUCACAAAGAAAACACCAGCCAGUUUUGAACCUUCUAUAGAUUAUGUUGUGACGAAGAUACCCCGCUUUGCAUUUGAAAAAUUCCCAGGAUCUCAGCCAAUACUGACAACCCAGAUGAAAUCAGUUGGUGAAUCCAUGGCACUAGGCCGCACAUUCCAGGAAUCGUUUCAGAAAGCUGUUCGAUCAUUGGAAUGUGGAUUCUUUGGAUGGGGUUGUGCACAUGUCAAAGAACUAGACUGGGACUUAGAGAAAAUAAAGUACGGCCUUCGAGUCCCUAGCCCAGAUCGGAUCCAUGUUAUAUAUGCUGCAAUGAAGAGGGGUAUGAAGGUGGAUGACAUUCAUGAGGUGAGUUACAUUGACAAAUGGUUUCUCACUCAGCUAAAAGAGCUGGUGGAUGUGGAACAGUACCUCUUGGCUCGAAGUUUGUCCCAUUUGACAAAGGAUGACUUCUUUGAAGUAAAAAGGAGAGGUUUCAGUGAUAAGCAGAUAGCCUUUGCAACAAAAUCCACCGAGAAAGAAGUUCGCUCAAAACGGUUGUCAUUGGGCAUUACUCCGGCAUAUAAACGGGUUGAUACCUGUGCUGCAGAAUUUGAGGCCAAUACUCCUUAUAUGUACUCCUCCUACGAUUUCGAGUGUGAAUCAACUCCCACCCAAAGGAAGAAGGUCUUGAUUUUAGGUGGAGGACCAAAUCGGAUCGGUCAGGGGAUUGAGUUUGAUUACUGUUGCUGCCACACAUCCUUUGCUCUCCAGGAUGCAGGCUAUGAGACAAUCAUGAUGAACUCAAAUCCCGAGACAGUGUCUACCGAUUAUGAUACAAGUGAUCGUCUCUACUUCGAACCUCUGACAGUUGAAGAUGUUCUUAACAUCAUUGACUUGGAGAGACCUGAUGGCAUCAUUGUGCAGUUUGGAGGUCAAACCCCUCUGAAACUGUCUCUCCCCAUCCAGCAAUACUUAGACGAGCACAAGCCUGUUUGUGCCAGUGGGACUGGGUAUGUUCGCAUUUGGGGUACAUCACCUGAUUCCAUUGAUGCUGCUGAGGACAGAGAGAGGUUUAAUGAAAUCCUGAAGGAACUUGAAAUUGAACGGCCUAAAGGAAGCAUUGCCAAAAGUGAAGCCGAUGCUCUUUCUAUUGCAAUGGGGAUUGGAUACCCUGUCGUUGUCCGACCUUCCUACGUCCUGGGUGGCCGGGCGAUGGAGAUUGUUUAUAGCGAUGACAAGCUUGUGACGUAUCUUGAAAAUGCUGUUGAGGUGGACCCCGAGCGUCCUGUCUUGGUUGACAAAUACUUAUCUGAUGCCAUAGAGGUCGAUGUUGACGCUCUUGCCGACUCACAUGGUAAUGUGGUGAUUGGUGGGAUAAUGGAGCACAUUGAGCAGGCUGGUAUCCAUUCUGGUGACUCAGCAUGCAUUAUUCCCGCAAAAACCAUCCCCUCAUCAUGUUUGGACACAAUUAGAUCAUGGACUUCAAAGUUGGCAAAGAGGCUAAAUGUGUGCGGGCUCAUGAACUGUCAGUAUGCAAUCACAGCUUCUGGGGAUGUUUAUUUGCUUGAGGCUAACCCCCGUGCAUCCCGCACCGUCCCUUUUGUGUCUAAGGCAAUUGGACAUCCAUUGGCCAAAUAUGCUUCGCUUGUCAUGUCAGGGAAGUCACUUCAUGACCUAUCUUUCACAAAAGAGGUGAUUCCAAGACAUGUAUCAGUGAAGGAAGCCGUUCUUCCAUUUGAGAAAUUCCAAGGCUGCGAUGUGUUCUUAGGCCCGGAGAUGCGUAGUACCGGUGAGGUAAUGGGUAUUGACUAUGUGUUUGCAAUUGCAUUUGCUAAGGCUCAAAUUGCUGCUGGGCAGAAGCUACCACUUUCUGGCACUGUGUUUAUCAGCGUAAAUGACUUGACAAAGCCCCAACUUGCAACAAUUGCUCGGACCUUUUUAGGACUUGGAUUCAAAAUUGUUUCGACUUCUGGGACGGCUCAUAUUCUUGAAUUAGAAGGCAUUCCAGUAGAGCGAGUGCUGAAGAUGCAUGAAGGGCGACCACAUGCGGGUGACAUGAUUGCCAAUGGGCAGAUUCAGUUGAUGGUGAUCACAAGUUCAGGUGAUACACUUGACCAGAAAGAUGGGCGGAAGCUGAGGAGGAUGGCUCUUUCUUACAAGAUUCCAAUAAUAACCACAGUUGCUGGAGCUUUGGCUAGUGCAGAGGCAAUAAGGAGCUUGAAAUGUAGUACUCUCAAGAUGAUUGCUCUCCAGGACUUCUUUGAUACUAGGAAGGAAACAGGCAGCCAUAAGAACUUGCAGUCUGCCUCUUCCUCUCUUUGAAUUUACUUCGUAUUUUGGUAAGCACAUUUUUAAAAUUAGCUUUUCUGAGUUUUUUUUUUUUUUUUUCCACCCAUUUUAAUCAAAUUUUGUUUGGACUUUGGACAAGCUUUUCUUAGUAAUUUGUUUUAGCGAAUCUUUUGACUUCUCAUCUCUUUGUGAAGGUAUGUGUUAAUCCCAUUUUGGCUUUGCUGAAAAAUGGGUGAAAGUCAUUAUGAAUUGAGCUUAUGGACACCAAUUUCUGCAAAUGCUGCUUUGCUUUUGCUUUUGCUUUUGUAAAUUAAGAAGCUUAGUAUAAAUAUCUUAGAUGUUGAUGCAAUUACCCUCAGUUAUGGUUUUCUUGACUAUAUAUUUUCUACAAAAAGAGUCAUCUUUGAGCUGUAAGCCCGUAAUGCUUCCUUACUCAGUUACUAUGAGAAGUUCCUACUUUUGCGACAGGCCUGUUUGUUUUGAGGAUCAAAUUUAAUUUCUUAAUCAGCACAUGUUAUUAUCUUUCUUAACUUCCAAGUUUUUUGUUUUAUAUGGUGUUUCUAAUUUAUUUUCUCACAGUUUGCUGUCUCAAAAAACCCCAUUAACUCCCAUUACAAAGGGAACAAAUAUAUCAUUGAUAACUUUCAAACUCCCCCUGUUUCUCUUGUUUAUACAUAAGAAAUUGCUAGUAUAAUUUAAUACAUAUUCCUGGCAAGAACUUGGUAAUCAAGGGUCAAAACUUGGUUAGUGGACUAGGUAGACUGAAGAGUCAGUUCAUGAGUGUUUAGUUGUGGGAAAAAGAGAAUGACAAAGGGAGUUCUAAACUAGGGCCAGUUUUACCACUUAAGAUAAGUUCUGUUGAAGAUAAGUUCUAUUUGGAAGGUUAAAUAUUUUCUUAGCUGAUUGCAUGGAUACGUGCUUAAUGUUGAAACAGUAAAAAAAAUUCUCUCUCCCUUUCUUUCCCUUAUGCUCCGUUCGGUAGGAAGGAAGAAAAUUGGAUGGAAGGGAGAGAAGAAAGAAAGGAUAAGACGUCCCUAGGGAAGAGAUUACGAACUUCCCUCGUUUUGUUCAGUUGGGUGGAAAAGAAGAGAAUAAGCCGACAAUUUACUUUGUUCGUUAAGACAGAAUGAAAAAAAAAAAAAAUUAAAUUAUUUUUACCAUUAUACCUUUACUAUUUUUACUACUCAUUUGAACCUUUAUUAUGCAUUCCAUUAAUUUCAAAUUUGUUGUUGGUCUUUUAUAUAUAUAUAUAUAGUAGAGUCAUAUUUCAUCAUUAAAAAAAGAAAAAGAAAAAAUAA